GAGUUGAAUUACUUCUUUCAGAUUGUAAAAUGUGUGCGGCCGACAUGUACAGUUCUGCUGAGGAACUGUACAAAACCGGUUUAUAUUCAAGUUUUAUUGAAUUAUACCCGUUCAUAUCCUCCACUGUGACAGAUAUACAGUUCAUUAAUCUCAUGCUCUAUCAGGGAGGAAGUCUACAGUGUUUGAAGGAGUAUAAACGUGCUGAGGUGGAAUAUCAGACAGCUCUACAACAAAGAAAACUUCUGUUAAAAAGUAAAACAAAACUUGUGGAAGCUGAUGGAACUGUUUUCAGUGAAAUAGAGAUAAAGUACCGUAUCCAUGAAUGCUACCUGGGAAUGGGUCAAACAAACCAGGCGGUCAACCUACUCCAGAAUAUUCCUGCUAAACAGAGAAAUACAAAGAUUAACAACGCUCUUGGUAAACUGUAUCAUCAAAGUGGAUUAGAGAAACCUGCGAUAGCUGCAUACAGGGAGGUUAUAAAAGAAUGUCCUCUUGCCCUGGAAGCUGUCAAAGGUUUGCUCCAAAUGGGUGUUACAGCGCGAGAAAUCCAGGAGGUAGUAGGAGAAAAUAAACCUGGAGAUAUAUCUUGGUAUUCAUCCUACAUAACUUCCCUCUCUGCACUCUAUGCUCAGGAUUAUAAAACAUGUAUUAGAGAAUGUAAACAGCUGGAGAACAGACAGGAGUUACGAGGGAAUGUGAGUUUACUUGUUACUCAGGGACAAGCUCAUUACUGGGCUGGAGAUGAUGAACAGGCACGACUGGUUCUUCAACGAACAGCUAGUCUUGAUCGUCUUCUUCUAACAGGUAUGGACACUCUGGCAGCUAUCCUGAGUAAACUAAACCGAACCAAGGAGCUAGAUAUUCUGGCAUCAAGAUUAUUAGCAAUCAGUGAAGAGCGGCCCGAACCCUGGAUAGCGGUCGGUCACUACUGUCAUAAGAACAAAAACUACAAACGCGCAGUUUACUUCGCGCACAAGGCCUGUCUGCUGGACACCAGGAACGUUGAAGCGCUUCUGCUCAAGGGUAACAUGUUUCUCGACCUCAAGAAGUACCGGGACGCCAUGAACCAUUUCCGCGAGGCGAAGCAGAUAGCGCCGAAUAGAUACGAAGCGCACCAGGGAAUGGUUGAGUGUAAUAUAGGUCUUCUUCGACAGAGGGAAGCCAUCACCAUAGCGACAGGUGCGUGCAAGCAAUUAGGAAACUCACCACGAUCUCUUACAUUGUACGCCAGCGUACUUCUCAAGGAACCGUUGGCUGUAGCCCGAGCUAAGACGUUACUAGAGAGAGCAUCUAGUGGUGGAUAUCUACCCGCAAUCUAUCUACUUGUAGAACUUUUAGAGAGGGAGGGAGCUCAAGAUAAAGCUAUUGAUCUACUAAAGAAGACCCUGGUUCACCAGAAUACAUGUCGACUACAGCAGCUUCUAGCAGAUCUGCUUGCUAAGCAAGGGUUAGAAGAAGCUGCUAUGGAGCACUACAGUCUAGCUCUCUCAUUGGAUCCUGAGAACGAAGGUGCAAAGAGUGGUAUCCACAAGAUGGAGUCUGCUAGCGAAGGAGGUCUGGAAGCCAGCUACGAUAUUGAGAUGGCUGAGUUUGGGAGUUCCCACGAGAGCCUAGGGCGGGGAAGUCCAGGACCUCCUCAUGAUCCAGAGGACAGUGAAACCGAGGCGGUCUGGAGUGACGGUGAUCUGAAUAUCAUGGGGGCAUCCUAGAGGAUUCAGCGAUUGAAUUAUACUAGUUCAUUCAUUAUUCAUCUCAUUCCUAUAAAUUCUUGUAUUUUCUUAAGUUCCAUUAUGUGAAAACAUUCUGACAUUUUUAUAAACUGGAUGAUGAAGAUUAUAUCUUCUCCAACUAUUUGUUUCCUAGGAGUAGAUAAUAUUUCUGUAAUUUUUAAAACAGGGCUCCUCCAAUAAAAAAUCCGACAUACAAAUCACAUAAAUUUCCAAUAAAAGAAGUUUUCCCAUAUUUGAUGAAAAAUUUGAAUUUUUUAAAAUAUUAAUAUUUCAACAAAAAUAAAAUUUUCUUUGCAACCAAACCGGCAAUUUAAACCUGGGGGGUAACCUGCCUUGUACGCUAUGAAACACAUCCUGUAAAGUAAGUACAUUCCUCUUGCAAACUUGCAUGCAUGUAUUAGAUCGUUUGUUUAAUGUUUAAUUCGUCACAAAUUCGUCUCAAAAAUCGUAUGUAACAAUAAAAACCAAGAUGUUGUAUAACAUAAUAUAAUUUCAGAA
Molecule: messenger RNA, 2228 nt
Organism: Eurytemora carolleeae
Lineage: Eukaryota; Metazoa; Arthropoda; Copepoda; Calanoida; Temoridae
Gene: APC7
Product: anaphase-promoting complex subunit 7-like
Exons: 14
Coding region: 30-1709 (559 amino acids)
Biological process (GO): cell division
Molecular function (GO): protein binding
Source: RefSeq, a predicted model, not a curated record